Pyricularia oryzae 70-15 is the source of this 153-nucleotide messenger RNA. RefSeq lists its product as uncharacterized. The transcript has 2 exons. Bases 1 to 153 code for a protein of 50 amino acids. NCBI's taxonomy places the organism in Eukaryota, Fungi, Ascomycota, Sordariomycetes, Magnaporthales, Pyriculariaceae. The record is from RefSeq and is a predicted model, not a curated record.
AUGCCCAGAGCCGCAACGGACAGGGGGGCAAGGGUUUCGCGCUGCCCACCCCAGUCAGUCCCUGGUAUGGUGUCCAUCAUGGUCCGAGGCGAGCUUACUUACGGCCACGACAAGUACAUGUACUUGCCUUUUCCCGUCCUUCUUACGCCUUGA